Messenger RNA from Rhipicephalus sanguineus (brown dog tick), 898 nucleotides. RefSeq names its product PR domain zinc finger protein 4-like. The annotation marks the transcript as partial. The record is from RefSeq and is a predicted model, not a curated record. Lineage: Eukaryota; Metazoa; Arthropoda; Arachnida; Ixodida; Ixodidae. Gene Ontology annotation, molecular function: protein binding. The transcript is spliced from 7 exons. Gene Ontology annotation, cellular component: nucleus.
AUGGAAAAGUCGCUCCCACGAGACGAAGGAUCUUCCACAGAAAACUCUUCCAGCAAAUUCCGCUACUCUAGGCACCAGCGAAAAGAGGUGAACUACAUGGAAUGCGAAAAAGGACCAGAUUAUGGCUGCAAUUCCUACUGUAGCAUACAUCUGUGGUCUCCUACGUACCCAGUUUGUGAUGACUGCAACAUGGACUACCCGGGACACUGUCCCGUGCAUGGACCCCUGAUACAAGUCAAAGACACUCCAGUUCCCUUGGGUGACCCCCAGCGUGCCAACAAGUCAGUGCCUGACGGCUUGUGUUUUUGCCGGUCAAACAUUAAGGGUGCACAGUAUGGCAUGUUCACCCUAAAGCGACUGUCUAAGAGGCUCUGCUCUGGGCCAUAUGAAGGUGUCAGAGCUGGCAGCAGCAGUGCAAAUGGGUACACUUGGCAGGUCCGCCAUGGUGGCAAUGUGUGCCUGGUGGAUGGCAGGCCACUGGAUUGCUCCAACUGGAUGCGGUAUGUGGACUGCGCACCCCAGCAAAGCCAGCAGAACCUGGUAGCGUUUGUGCACCAGGGAGCCGUCUACUAUCGCACGAACUGGGUGGUGAACGCUGGAGAAGAGCUCUUCGACACGGCCACACUAGACGUGGUAUUUACCUGCGAAGACUGUGACGACAUGUUCUCUGUGCAAAGAUUGCUGGACUACCACCGGCGAUGCAAGCAUUAUCAAAGGCCUCAGGGAAAGCACAGGUGCACCCACUAUCCCUACUCCAGCAACGACAAGCACAAUGUGAUCGUACAUGAGAGGGUCCACAAGGGCGAGAGGCAAUUUGUGUGCCAUGUCUGCUGCAAGAGCUUCACGCAGCUGAUGCAUCUCAACAGGCACCUGCUUGUCCACACAGCGGGGAGAUCGU